AUGUCUGGUGUUAGCAAGGCUUGUUGCACUAUUCCCCCCAUCAUCGCCAAGGACUAUCAGCCCAAGGGCGAGUACAAGACUAUCAAUGGCUUGAAGACAUACGUCACCGGCCCCGCCGACGCAACAAAGGCCAUCCUCGUCAUCUACGACAUCUUCGGCUUCUUCCCCCAGACCCUGCAAGGCGCCGACAUCCUCUCCUCCUCGUCGGCGCAAAAAUACCGCGUCUUCAUCCCCGACUUCUUCGAGGGCGAACCCGCAGACAUCACCUGGUUCCCGCCCAAGACCGACGAGCACAAGGCGAAGCUAGGGAAUUUCUUCAACACAAAGGCUGCGCCGCCCGCGACGCUCUCCAAGAUCCCGGGCGUCGUUUCCGAGGCGAAUCGUCUUGCGCCCGGAGGGUCCAAGUUCGAGUCGUGGUCCAUUCUGGGAUACUGCUGGGGCGGCAAGAUUACGGUGCUUUCGGCGGGCGAGCAGAAUACGACGUUUAAGGCGGCUGUGCAGUGUCACCCGGCCAUGCUGGAUCCGAAGGAUGCGCUUGGGGUCAGUGUGCCCAUGGCGCUGUUGGCGUCCAAGGAUGAAAAGCCCGAGGAUGUUAGUGCCUUUGCGGCGAACCUGAAUGUGCCCAACUAUGUCGAGACGUUCCCGGAUCAGAUCCAUGGGUGGAUGGCUGCGAGAUCGAACUUGGAGGAUGAAAAGGUGCGCAAGGAGUAUGAGCGGGGGUAUCGCACUGCGCUGGACUUUUUGCAGAAGCAUGCGUAG
This is a messenger RNA of Aspergillus calidoustus, 759 nucleotides long. The record is from the annotation of a GenBank genome assembly. Lineage: Eukaryota; Fungi; Ascomycota; Eurotiomycetes; Eurotiales; Aspergillaceae.